AAGUUUCCCAUUCUGGCAGCGCUUGCGCGAAAAUGGCUAGGCUGCAUUGCCACAUCGGUGCCCUCCGAACGUGCUUUUUCUAAAAGUGGAAACGUCGUCACCUCAAAGCGCUGUUCACUGGACCCAGAAACAGUUCGAGAUAUCUUAUUUGUUGGCGAAAACUAC
Molecule: messenger RNA, 165 nt
Organism: Phytophthora sojae
Lineage: Eukaryota; Oomycota; Peronosporomycetes; Peronosporales; Peronosporaceae
Exons: 1
Molecular function (GO): protein dimerization activity
Source: RefSeq, a predicted model, not a curated record